Myripristis murdjan (pinecone soldierfish) is the source of this 4452-nucleotide messenger RNA. Its product is annotated as voltage-dependent L-type calcium channel subunit beta-4-like. NCBI's taxonomy places the organism in Eukaryota, Metazoa, Chordata, Actinopteri, Holocentriformes, Holocentridae. Bases 205 to 1818 code for a protein of 537 amino acids. Gene Ontology annotation, molecular function: voltage-gated calcium channel activity; protein binding. The transcript is spliced from 14 exons. Gene Ontology annotation, cellular component: voltage-gated calcium channel complex. The record is from RefSeq and is a predicted model, not a curated record. Gene Ontology annotation, biological process: calcium ion transmembrane transport.
AUCGAUCGAGGCACCGCCCCGCGCGCGCAGCAGCAGGCAGCGGAGCACCUGGCUUCCAGGUGCGGAGCUCAGAGGCUCGAGACCACUCAUGCUCUGUGGUGUGGCCGGAGGCGCGUGAAGCUGGAGCAGGCAGUCCGGAACCCGCCACCCCUCCGCUGGGCCGGACCGGAGCAGCCGGCCCUCUGGACCGAUGUGCUGGCCGAAAUGUCCCGACACAUCUACAUACGGAACAAGAUUGGCGAGGGCAUCCAGGCGCCGAUCUUUCAGGUGAACCGGGGGACCUACUCCAGGAGGAGCCGGCUCAAGAGGUCCGAUGGCAGCACGACGUCCACCAGCUUCAUCCUCAGACAGGGCUCAGCUGAUUCCUAUACUAGCAGACCAUCGGACUCAGAUGUCUCUCUGGAGGAGGAGCGGGAGGUCCAGGGCCAGGUCCAGGGCCAGAGCCCGAGCCAGAGUCAGGCACCAGGACAAAGCCGGCAGGAGAGGGAGCAGCAGGCUGCCAUACAGCUGGAGAGAGCCAAGACUAAAGCUGUGGCGUUUGCAGUGAAGACCAACGUCAGCUACUGUGGAGCGCUGGAUGAAGAUGUGCCAGUGCCAGCCACAGCCAUCUCCUUCGAUGCCAAGGAUUUCCUUCACAUAAAAGAGAAGUUCAACAAUGACUGGUGGAUCGGCCGGUUAGUGAAGGAGGGCUGUGAGAUCGGCUUCAUCCCCAGCCCUCUGAAGCUGGAGAACAUCCGGCUCCAGCAAGAGCAAAAGAGAGGACGAGUCCAAGGUAAGUCUGGAGGGAACUCUUCUUCCAGUGUAGAGGAUGAGGUGUCUGCCUCUAUCCGACCCCUCAUAUCCUCAGCAGGAAAGCAGAAACAGAAAGUGACGGAGCACAUCCCCCCAUACGACGUGGUUCCCUCCAUGAGGCCCGUGGUGCUGGUGGGACCCUCCCUCAAGGGUUACGAGGUGACAGACAUGAUGCAGAAAGCGCUGUUCGACUUCCUCAAACACAGAUUUGAUGGCAGGAUAUCUAUCACGCGAGUCACAGCAGACAUAUCACUAGCCAAGAGGUCUGUUCUCAACAAUCCCAGUAAGAGAGCCAUCAUCGAAAGAUCCAACACCCGGUCCAGCCUCGCCGAGGUGCAAAGUGAGAUCGAGAGGAUCUUUGAGCUGGCGCGCUCGCUCCAGCUGGUGGUCCUGGACGCCGACACCAUCAACCACCCGGCCCAGCUCCUCAAGACCUCCCUCGCCCCCAUUAUCGUCCAUGUUAAAGUCUCCUCGCCAAAGGUUCUGCAGAGGCUGGUCAAGUCCAGAGGGAAGUCCCAGAGUAAACACCUGAAUGUCCAGCUUGUGGCAGCUGACAAACUGGCCCAGUGUCCGCCGGAGAUGUUUGACAUCAUCCUGGACGAGAACCAGCUGGAGGAUGCCUGUGAGCAUCUAGCUGAGUACCUUGAGGCCUACUGGAAAGCCACCCACACCUCGCUGGCCACGCCUCUCAACCCUCUGCUGGGACGCAACCUGGGCCCCACCGCCCUCACUCCGUACCCGACCACCAUCUCCGGACUGCAGCAGAGCCAAAGAAUGAGACAGAGCAACCACAUGGGAGACCACUCCACCCCCAACGAGCGACGCAACCUGAUGACAUCGGACGAGAAUUACCACAACGAGCGAGCGCACAAAGGACGCAACCGCAUGUCAUCCGGCUCGCAGCACAGCCGAGAGCAGCAGGACCCCUACCAGGACUACCAGGACCCCUAUCAGGAUGCCUACAAGCCACACCGUAACCGCAGUUCACCGGGCAGCUACAGCCAUGACUCCCGGCACCGGCUCUGAGCCCGUUUCCGCCGUUAACCCCGGGGGCCUCGGCCGGCCCAGUCUCCACCCCGCUGCAACGGAGCCAAGACGGUCCCAAAUUGUGCCAUUUCUUUGUUUCUGUUAUUUGUUUUGUCUUCCUGUUUUCUUCCCCCCUCUCUAUCAAAUCAAAGUCCCCACAAAAUCACAUUCAGGUAUAUUUCGUUUGUGAAGCUGCCAGGGCAACCUCCGUCAAUCGACAGUCGUGAUUCGUCCGCUUGAGAAAGAGGUGCAGAAUGCCAAUGUGUAACUACGAUAAAAUCAAAUGCUCCUGUGUUUCCGGGACCUUUCGGGUUCGUGUGCACUACCAACAGAUUGUGCAGAUUGUGCAGAUUGUUGGCGAGCUAAACACGGAAGGACAGGUUGAGACAGUAGUUGGUGCGCAGGCUUCAAAGUGCCUGGGACAAACCACCGGGUCGGAGGGAAGCCCAUUGCACAGACGCUGCUGCAGGCUGCUGGUGUUCCUGACCCCCGUCCUCUGAGCCCUGUGUCAUUCCGGUCACCAUUUAGCUGUUUGCAUGCCGAGGGGAGUAUCAACGUCUUCUCCGUCCACUCCAUGGAAAGUUUUGUACCUGCUGUCCCGGACUCUCUGCGAUUAGCUGUCGAUACGGAGGUCCAUUUUAAGAAACAACAACAAUGACAAAAAAAAAACAACAAAAAAAAAACGACAUCAACAGAUUGUUUGAAGGGUAGCGGUAGGGUGGAUGGGGGGGGUGUGUGCGCAGAUGACCAUGUUCGGGCUGCUGGUUUUUGCCAUGUGAAAGUCACCUUGGAGACGGCCAGCUUUUCUGUAGCGUAGCGUUAGGAUUUUAUUUGGGGCGUCGACCCUCACCGUCAUAAGCUGAACAGACUCUGAUGAUGCCGGGAUCUUAGCAACACGUGUAGGAGAUGGCAAUACUGCUUCUGUUCUAAUCAGCUAGCACUUAGAGAAGUUAAAGAAGGCAAUAGCUGUAAAGGUAGUGUGUCAGAUAGGAUAGGGAUAGUGAGAUACAAUAGCGAAACAAUACUUGACAGGCCAUUUUUUUGAUGUGGACUUAGACUGGCAUAGAGGGAAAAAAAAUGCUGCUGCGAGAGGCGAUAUAGCAAAGCUGGGAUAUUCUGACUGACGUUGUAAUAUGAGUUUACUCGGAUUAGACCCUAUAAGAGCUUCUCCUGCCGAAGCUGCUGAUUGUUCUGCAUUUAAAAGCAUUCAAAAGUCUCCUAGAGAUGAUAAAAGAAACAUGUAUAGAUGUUGGUGACCGCGUCAGCAACACUAGGCGGUUCCCUUCCUCGUUUGAUUGGUUCAUCACCAUGUAACUGACUUCCAGUGUUGUUGUUUUUUUUAAUUAUAAUUAUUAUUAUUAUUAUUUUCUAACGAGAUUAAAACAUCAGGAGCGUGUGGCCGCAGGAUCACUGUGCAUCAUGUUCACUCUCUGUGUAGCUGGCAUGUUGUCCCGACUGCAGAGCAUGUUCCCUUCAAUCGUAAAAAUAGAACCCUAGUGUAAUCAACUUGAUGUUUUUAGGAUAAUAUAGGGCACAUGUUUCUCCAAAAAAAAAAAAAAAAGAAAAAAGAAAAAAAGAUGGCCCAAAUUGCAGAUGAAUGAUGACCGAGGUUUUGAAACAAUACGACAAAGUGGCUUACAGAAGCUGUAUGGGUUUAUGCCAUCCAGAGGCUAAAUUUGAGUUUCAGUGGAAUGCAUGACACAAAAAGAAGAGCCAUUACUAUGAUUAUUUUUUUUUCUUAUUAAUUCAGAAAGUAGCUGCGGUUACAUGGACAAUAUCUCCUCAACCAGAUUUAAAUCAUUCUGGUUAGAGAUUUGGUUUACAGGGAUGCUAAAUAAAGAUGUGUGUUUACAUGCCCCAAAGCUUUUAAUCAGAAUAGAACUUCCAACAGCUGGGAAGCGUCUAAACUGCCAGAAAUAUAAAUAUAAUCCAGCAUGAGACAUGUGGCGCCCCCAUCAGGUCGUCCAGCAGACUGUAGAAAUGAAACUUGGCUGGCUGGUUUGGACUUCUCCAGCAGGUUUUUGAUUUGCUGGAUGGUUCUGCAGAUUCUGGCUUUGUUCGUCUUUUCAGACAUCUGGCAAAAAUAAAAAUAACUUGUGGUUUUCCAGCAUUUUUCGACCACGGAGGCGUUCAUCAAUCCUUAAAGUUAUCAGCCACAGACAAGUUGUGUUUCUGUCCCGCCUUGAAACUCAUCACAUCACCUGAUGUCCCCCCAUGUGAGACAAACAUUAGACAGAUAGAUAGAUAGAUAGAUUUACUUUAUUGAUUUCAAACUGGGAUAUUCCCAUUUGCAGAAAAAGUAGGUUUAUUCCAACCACAGAGAAACCAUCAGAUUAAGAGUUUACAUGGUUAUUAGACACUUAUUAGACACAUUCUGAAUGAGGUGGCAUUUUUAUUCUGAUUGGGCUUUUAUUCUGAUUAUCAGUGGGAUAUCAGGGUCCAUGUAAGCGCAGCUAGUCUUGAGUUAAUAGUCCGAUCUGUCGCCCCAGCUUUGCUUCUUCUUGGCAUUUUAGCAUCCAUGGGUAGAAUGCGGUUUGGCACUGCAGGACGAUAAAAAAGAAAAAAAAAAAAAAGGUCCAGUUGAGUUAAACGUGGAUGAAGGGUUCAUUUCCUCAACAUGGUGCUUCGACCGGG